GGUUCUAGGAGGGAGGCCGAGCCCAGCCGGGACCCCGACGGUGGGUGCCGCCUCCUGAGCUCCGCGGCCGGCGACGCUAGGAGCCAGGUGAAAAUGAGUUCUUCAGGAAGAAGAAAAGGCAAGCCCGGCAAAGGGGACGGAAAGGGAUCUUCUAGAGGAGGAAGAGGAGGCAGGGGUCACGCAAAUAAAUCUCACGGGGGCGGAGGAGGUGGUGGUGGCGGCGGCGGCGGCGGCGGUGGCGGCAGUAGAAAGGCCUCAAGUAGAAUUUGGGAUGAUGGAGAUGACUUUUGUGUCUUCACUGAAUCAAAGCACACAUCCAGGCCCAGCGACAAUAACAAAAGCACAGGAGAGACGCGGCCAAAGUGGAAGCCCAAAGCCAAAGUGACGCUGCACAUGACGUCAGAGAACCAGGAGAAAGUGAAAGCCCUUCUGAGAGACCUGCAGGAACAGGGUGCGGACGCGGGAUCCGAAAGAGACAUCUCUGAGGAGGAGGAGGAAGAUGACGAGCCUGAGUGUGCUGAUGGGCAGUGCUGGCCGGCUGGACAAGGGCCUGCCUUUCUCUAUGACUGCAGCCCUUGGGACUAUAUUGGCCCAGAAGAAGUAGAGUCUCCUACUCCAGAACCUCCAGUCUCACCAGUGGCACUGCAAAAACUUUCCAGGUAUGGUUUCCACACUGAACACUGUCAGCUAGCCCUGAGGAUUUGUGAUGGAGAUGUGGGGGCAGCGCUAGAGCACCUUCUCCAGCAGUGGUUUUCGGAGACCUUUGGAGAGAGGAUGAACCUCUCCGAGGCAGCUGUUGAAAUAAGCUUGAAUGAGUGUGUGGAGCAGAGACAGGAGGAGGCGCUUGCUCUCAAGUCCAUCUGUGGAGAAAAAUUUAUAGAAAGAGUUCAGAACAGAGUCUGGACCAUUGGACUGGAGCUGGAAUAUCUGACAAAUAAAUUCUGCAAGUCUAAGCAAAAGGAAGGUUCCAAAAAUGUACGGGACGCUUCACCUGAAACCUGUAGAUUUUACCUCAAAGGAAAUUGUAAAUUUGGAUCAAAAUGCAAAUUCAAACAUGAAGUGCCCCCAAAUCAAAUCAUUGGAAGAACAGAAAGAAACGUAGAUGAUUCUCAUCUUAAUACUGAGGACGAUACAGCUUUUCUUUACGAGCUUGAGAUCCGCUUUUCUAAAGACCACAAAUACCCCUACCAAGCUCCCCUUGUGGCAUUUUGCUCCACCAAUGAGAACCUACCUCUGGUUUGCCGUUUACAUAUUUCUGAGUUCCUUUAUGGCAAGGCCUUGGAAUUCGCGGAAACUUCAGAACCUGUUGUAUAUUCUUUGAUAACCCUCUUAGAGGAAGAGUCUGAGAUUGUCAAGUUACUAACGCACACUCAGCACAAGUAUAGUGCUCCUCCUGUGAACGUCCCUCCGGUACCUUCCGGGACCAGGAUAAGUAAACCUGCCUACUGCAAACCAGGGGUCCCAAGUAAUUCUUUCCUUUCAAACCAAAUUCCAGAAGGAGAGAUAUUAUCAGACCUGGAGGACGAUGCAGAUGAGUAUGAAGGUCCUAUAUCAGUAAUAGUGGAGAAUGAAAGCUAUGUGAACUUUAAGAAAAAGAAUUACAAAAGAUAUGACUGGCCGGAAAAGUCCAUAUAUGCUGAGAACGCCAAGAUCUGCAGGCAGUUCCAGAUGAAACAGGCUUCCAGACAGUUCCACUCAAUUCUGCAAGAAAGACAAUUACUACCUGCUUGGGAAGAAAGAGACACCAUCCUUAAAUUGUUGAGCAAGCACCAAGUGGUUGUCAUAAGUGGUAUGACCGGAUGUGGAAAAACCACACAGAUUCCACAGUUUAUUCUGGAUAAUUCUCUGAAUGGGCCGCCUGAGAGGGUGGCGAACAUCAUCUGUACCCAACCCCGACGAAUCUCUGCAGUCUCUGUUGCUGAACGUGUUGCCAAAGAAAGAGCAGAAAGGGUGGGUCUGAGCGUGGGGUACCAGAUCCGGUUGGAAAGUGUCAAGUCCUCAGCCACCAGACUGUUGUACUGCACCACAGGCGUGCUGCUGAGGAGGCUGGAAGGAGAUGCAACUCUGCAGGGAGUCUCCCACAUCAUUGUGGAUGAAGUUCAUGAGAGGACAGAAGAAAGUGACUUCUUACUGCUGGUUUUGAAAGACAUCGUGACGCAGAGACCAACCCUCCAGGUCAUUCUCAUGAGUGCAACCCUGGAUGCCGGGCUCUUCUCAAAGUAUUUCAGCUACUGCCCAGUUAUCACUAUACCAGGUCGUGCGUUUCCUGUUGAUCAAUUUUUUCUGGAGGAUGCAAUUGCUGUGACAAGGUAUGUGUUACAGGAUGGGAGCCCCUAUAUGCGUUCCAUGAAAAAGAUGGCAAGGGAAAAGCUUAAAGCCAGACACAACAGAACUGCAUUCGAAGAAGUGGAGGAAGACCUGAGACUUUCCCUUCAUCUCGAGGAUGAGGAAGAUGCCAUCAAAGACAUGAUACCAGAUCAACAGUUAGAUUUUAAUCAGCUCUCCAUACGCUAUAAAGGGGUGAGCAGGUCAGUCAUCAAGACAAUGUCUGUCAUGGAUUUUGAAAAGGUUAACCUGGAUUUAAUAGAGGCCUUGCUAGAGUGGAUUGUAAAGGGCGAGCACUCCUACCCUCCAGGUGCUAUCCUUGUGUUUUUACCUGGGCUAGCAGAAAUCAAGAUGCUUUAUGAACAGCUGCAGUCUAACUCUCUGUUCAACAACAGACGAAGUCAUCGAUGUGUUAUUCAUCCACUUCACUCAUCUUUAUCCAGUGAAGAGCAGCAGGCAGUGUUUGUGAAACCUCCAGUAGGUGUAACAAAGAUUAUCAUUUCCACCAACAUUGCUGAGACAUCCAUAACCAUUGAUGAUGUCGUUUAUGUCAUCGAUUCUGGGAAGAUGAAAGAAAAGAGAUACGAUGCCGGCAAAGGGAUGGAAAGUCUAGAAGACACAUUUGUGUCUCAAGCCAAUGCUCUGCAGAGAAAAGGCCGAGCUGGCCGUGUGGCCUCUGGAGUCUGCUUCCAUCUCUUCACAAGUCACCACUACAGCCAUCACCUUUUGAAGCAGCAGAUACCAGAAGUGCAGAGAGUGCCGCUGGAACAGCUGUGCCUAAGAAUUAAAAUUUUAGAAAUGUUUAGCACGCAUAACCUCCAGUCUGUGUUCUCUCGGUUCAUUGAGCCUCCACAUAUCAAUUCUCUCCAUGCCUCAAAAGUCCGCUUGCGAGACUUGGGAGCCUUAACUCUGGAUGAAAAACUGACCCCUCUGGGCUAUCAUUUGGCUUCCCUGCCGGUGGACGUGAGGAUCGGCAAACUGAUGCUGUUUGGCUCCAUCUUCCGCUGUCUGGACCCUGCUCUCACCAUCGCUGCCUGCUUGGCCUUCAAGUCCCCUUUUGUGUCUCCCUGGGAUAAAAAAGAAGAGGCUAAUCAGAAAAAGCUGGAAUUUGCAUUUGCAAACAGUGAUUAUCUGGCCCUUCUGUGUGCAUAUAAGGGUUGGCAGCUGUGUACAAAAGAAAGUGCAAGGGCGGGUUAUAAUUACUGCAGACAGAAUUUCCUGUCCGGGAGAACGCUGCAGGAAAUGGCCAGCCUCAAACGGCAAUUCACUGAACUGUUGUCCGACAUAGGGUUUGUAAAAGAGGGACUCAGAGCAAGGGAAAUUGAAAAAAGAGCCCAAGGAGGAGAUGGUGUCCUGGAGGCCACAGGAGAAGAGGCAAACUCAAAUGCUGAGAACCCCAAGCUGAUAUCAGCAGUGCUGUGCGCCGCUCUGUAUCCAAAUGUAGUGCAGGUCAAGAUCCCAGAAGGGAAGUUCCAGAAGACCAGUUCUGGAGUUGUCAGACUGCAGCCAAAGUCAGCUGAACUGAAGUUCGUUACCAAGAAUGACGGAUAUGUCCACAUUCACCCUUCCUCAGUGAACUAUCAGGUCAGACACUUUGACAGUCCCUACCUGCUGUACCAUGAGAAAAUCAAAACUAGUCGGGUGUUUAUCCGGGACUGCAGCAUGGUGUCUGUGUACCCCCUGGUCCUGUUUGGGGGAGGCCAAGUGAAUGUGCAGCUUCAGAGGGGCGCGUUCGUUGUCUCCUUGGAUGAUGGUUGGAUCCGGUUUGUAGCCGCUUCCCAUCAGGUGGCUGAACUGGUAAAGGAACUCCGCUGUGAGCUUGACCAGCUCCUCCAGGACAAGAUUAAAAACCCGAGCAUGGACCUGUGGACCUGUCCUAGAGGGUCUCGGAUCAUUGGCAUGAUUGUGAAGCUCGUCACCACGCAGUAGAGGCUGGGCCCGGGCUGCCUGCUGGUCCCCUCUCGUCCCCUGCCAGUCCCAGCAGCACUCCUACCUCCUGACUGAAGACCGCCUGGAGGGCCAGGCCGCCGACCCCGAGUGCUGAGCCAGCCGAGGCCCCACCACCCAAGAGACACUCUCCAUGCUUGGCGUUUCUGAAAACACGGGGACACUCCCGGCACAAUUUGGAGUAUCAGUGGUAGGACAGUCUAAAACCCAGUUUGUCUCUUCGUGAUGUACCAAACUGAAUGAAGUUCACCUCAUAACUCAAAAGUGAAUGUUAAUGUGAUUCUGUCUUAAUCUAUGUAUUCUUUUUCUCCUACUUUUUAUUAUGCAUUGUCUAUACAUAAUUGAUAACUCUUUUCUCCUGUUUUUUUUACUGGGCAUGAGGAGAAAUGUUUGAUUUGGUUCUUUUUCCCUCAUAAUAAAGGCUUAACUGAGAAUACUCAAAUGAAAGAAAGAAAGAAAUCAUGUGAGUAAAAAAAAUAAAAUAAAAGUUUCAUUUUAAA
Psammomys obesus (fat sand rat) is the source of this 4772-nucleotide messenger RNA. It is a transcript of the gene Dhx57, whose product is annotated as DExH-box helicase 57. The record is from RefSeq and is a predicted model, not a curated record. Lineage: Eukaryota; Metazoa; Chordata; Mammalia; Rodentia; Muridae. Gene Ontology annotation, cellular component: intracellular anatomical structure. The transcript is spliced from 24 exons. Gene Ontology annotation, molecular function: metal ion binding; protein binding; RNA binding. Bases 94 to 4254 code for a protein of 1386 amino acids.